ACUAUUUAUCUUCCGGGUAGCGACUCGUAAUUUGCUGCUUACGACAGGAUGAGCCACGCGUGCUAGUUGUCACGCCUUUCCGUAUUUCUAGAGCGUAGAUAAAAAGUUUUGUAUUGCAGUUUUACAACAUUAUAUGUGUUUGAACCAGGGCUACGUGUGUAGCUGCCUCGGGAGCCAUGGAGGCCCCGUCCUCUCACCUCUCCGCCCGGGGUGCACCGCGGUGGCUGCUGUCCGGCAGGAGAAGCUCCUCGAGCGCAGGGACAGAAUGUGACACUGGGCGAGACAUGAAAACCCAUUUUCGUGUCUGUCGCUUCAUAAUGGAGAUAGGUGUGAAGCUGGGGAUGCGUUCAGUGCCUGUGGCCACAGCCUGUGUUCUGUAUCAUCGUUUCUUCGAACGAGUCAACUUGGCCGAGUACGAACCGUACCUGGUGGCCAUGAGCUGUGUGUACCUAGCAGGCAAAGUGGAGGAGCAGCACAUUAGGACCCGUGACAUCAUCAACGUGAGCCACAGGUACUUUAACAGCGGCGGUGCUCCUCUAGAAUGUGAUAAGGAAUUCUGGGACUUGAGGGACAGCGUGGUACAGUGUGAGAUUCUCAUUCUACGACAGCUCAGCUUCCAAGUCUCCUUCGAACAUCCUCACAAGUAUUUGCUGCACUACAUGUUGUCUGCCAAGUCACUGGUGAACCGCCAUGCCUGGUCUCGAACCCCUGUCACUGAGACGUCCUGGGCCUUGCUUAGAGACUGUUACCACGGAUCCAUGUGCAUCCGCCACUCGGCACAACACAUCGCCAUAGCAAUGCUGUACCUGGCUUUAAACAGCUACGGAGUGGAGCUUCCUGUCGGGGAGAAACCGUGGUGGCAGGUGCUGUGUGAUGAUGUGACCAAAGAGGACAUUGAUGCAGUGAUCACUGAGCUGCUUCAGCUGUAUGACAUGGAGGCUAAGUGUAUCUGAAGGAUUAGAGAGUUACUCUGGAGACACAUUACAGUGUCACUAUUAAAACUGACACUGAAGGAUUUGGUGUUUUAACCCGUCUGAACUUGGAAGGGAACUUUUUGAGGGUGAAGUCUGUAGACUGAAUAUAAAGGAAGAACCUAAACAGACCACAGCUUCAUUUUCAUUCAUUCAUCUUCCACGGGUCAAUCCUUCUCUGGGAUGCGGGACAACCUGAAGCUCAGAUCACAGACACAUGAAAGGACUGUGCCCAGCAUGUUUUUGAAAACCCAAAUAUCUUGGAAAAAAACAACACACAUGAACAACAUAUGCACCAGGGACCCAGGGGUCCACCAGUGAACUUGCUGAAAGGUGGAAGGAAAGAAAAGUGAACUCCUUUUACUUAGCGCCCGGGGAGCAGUGUGUGGGGACGGUGCCAUGCUCAGAGCACCUCAGUGGUAACUUGGCAGCUGGUGGACUCAAACCUGGACCCAACUCUGCUUCCUUAACCACAAAUCCACCACUGCCUGUAAAAGUAGUAAUGUAAGUAAUAAUGAGGAAAUAUGCUGUUCUAUUGUUAUCACAACAAUACAGACACACGUGUGUUUGUGUGUGUAAUCACGGCAUGUAAUUAGUAGUUUCUGUUGGCACACAUCAUUAUGUGCGCAGUAGACCCACAUGGCUCUUGUCAAUCAAUUCUAUAACAAAAAACAUGUGCAGUAGUUUUUUAUGCCACAUGAGGGAGACAUUUUUCCUCUGUCGACUAAUCUCAUGAAUCUUAUUCUUAGCAGAAAAGAGCAUCCUUGUUCAGAACCAUCAAUUAAAACAUAUCACUGUAUGGAUGAAUAGAGUAGGAGGUCUAAAUAUUUUACACAUUUGAUAUCAAUAAAAGAUAGUAAACAAAA
Molecule: messenger RNA, 1837 nt
Organism: Cynoglossus semilaevis (tongue sole)
Lineage: Eukaryota; Metazoa; Chordata; Actinopteri; Pleuronectiformes; Cynoglossidae
Gene: ccnq
Product: cyclin Q
Exons: 5
Coding region: 177-953 (258 amino acids)
Biological process (GO): regulation of transcription by RNA polymerase II
Molecular function (GO): cyclin-dependent protein serine/threonine kinase regulator activity
Source: RefSeq, a predicted model, not a curated record